This is a messenger RNA of Alosa alosa (allis shad), 2960 nucleotides long. RefSeq names its product nucleolar protein 10 (gene nol10). Gene Ontology annotation, cellular component: small-subunit processome; nucleolus; 90S preribosome. Lineage: Eukaryota; Metazoa; Chordata; Actinopteri; Clupeiformes; Clupeidae. Gene Ontology annotation, biological process: maturation of SSU-rRNA from tricistronic rRNA transcript (SSU-rRNA, 5.8S rRNA, LSU-rRNA). Gene Ontology annotation, molecular function: protein binding. The record is from RefSeq and is a predicted model, not a curated record. The coding region runs from base 319 to 2556 and encodes 745 amino acids. The transcript has 21 exons.
CCAAAAAUCAUGACUCGAGUCCACAUGUCUGCUACACAGCACAAACAUGCUUGCUGUGUGUGUCCCCUGUGAGGGGGCCUCGCAGACACCCAACAACAGACAAAUUGGAAAAAUGACCUGUCCGCUUGCGAAAUUGCGGAACUAUUUGGGCUACUGCUAAGUGUUUCACACGGCCCACAACUGUAGUGCACAUCACAUCCUGUUGUUGACUCAACGUGGAAAGCAUGAGUGAAGUCACUGUAGUUAACCAACAAUACAAUUUCUUACAAUAGUUAGAUAUUACAGUAUGGUUUGUGUGUGAUUCUGACAAAUAUAGCCAUGCAGGUAUCCACCGUAAAUGACGUGAAGAUUUACAAUCUGAGCCAUGGAAAAUCACUGCCUGAGUGGUUGUCAGACCGGAAGAAAAGGGCUUUGCAAAAAAGUGAUGUUGAUAUCCAACGUAGGAUUGAACUGAUACAGGAUUUUGAGAUGCCUACAGUGUGUACCUCACUCAAAGUGUCACGUGAUGGGCAGUACAUUUUGGCUGCAGGCACCUACAAACCCAGGAUACGCUGCUAUGACACUUAUCAGUUAUCUUUGAAAUUUGAGAGGUGUUUGGACUCUGAUGUUGUUGCCUUUGACAUCCUUUCUGAUGACUAUUCCAAGCUGGUGUUUCUCCAUAUGGACCGCUACGUUGCGUUUCACUCCCAGCAUGGCUUCUACUACAAAACGCGAAUUCCAAAGUUUGGACGAGACUUCUCCUAUCACUACCCCUCCUGUGACCUGUAUUUUGUGGGGGCCAGUUCUGAAAUAUACAGACUGAAUCUGGAACAAGGCCGUUUCCUCAACUCUCUUGAGACCAGUGCAGUAGAGCACAAUGUGUGCGACAUCAACCCUGUUCAUCACCUGUUUGCAACUGGGACAAUAGAGGGCAAGGUUGAAUGCUGGGAUCCGCGUGCCAGGAAUCGUGUGAGCAUUCUAGACUGUGCCCUGAGCAGUGUGACUGAUGGCACAGAAGUUGAUGGCCUGCCAUCAGUAACUGCACUCAAAUUCAAUGGUUCCCUCGGGAUGGCAGUGGGAACCAGCACUGGUCAGGUUCUCCUGUAUGACCUGCGGUCGUCACAACCGCUGCUAGUGAAGGACCAUUACUACAGCCUUCCCAUCCAGUCCCUCAACUUCCACGAGCAGCUGGACUUGGUGAUCUCUGCUGACUCAAAGAUCAUCAAGAUGUGGCACAAGGACACGGGUAAAAUAUUCUCUACCGUGGAACCUCAGAGCAACAUCAAUGAUGUUUGUAUCUACCCAAAUUCUGGUAUGCUUUUUACUGCCAAUGAAGAUCCCAAAAUGAACACAUUGUACAUACCAGCUCUCGGCCCUGCUCCGCGCUGGUGCUCCUUCCUGGACAACCUGACCGAGGAGCUGGAGGAGAACCCGGAGACCACUGUCUACGACGACUACAAGUUCGUCACCCGGAAAGACUUGGAAAACCUGGGUCUCACCCAUCUGAUUGGCACACCCCUCCUGCGUGCCUACAUGCAUGGCUUCUUUAUGGACAUCCGCCUCUACCAUAAGGUCAAGACGAUGGUGAAUCCAUUUGCCUAUGAUGAGUAUCGCAAGGACAAGAUCCGACAGAAGAUUGAUGAAUCAAGGACCCAGCGGGUGCAGCUGAAGAAGCUGCCCAAGGUGAACAAGGAGCUGGCCUUGAAGCUCAUGGACGAGGGAGAGGACGAGGCCCUGCUCAAGUCCAGGAAGAAGAAGGCCAAGGGCUCCACCAGCCUGCUCAGUGACGACCGCUUCAAGGUGAUGUUCGAGAACCCCGACUACCAGGUGGACGAGGAGAGUGAGGAGUACCGCCUGCUCAACCCGCUCGUCUCCAAGGUCAGCCAGAAGAGGAAGAAGAAGCUGAAGAUGCUGGCCGAGAUGGAGGCUGAGGAAGAGAAGAAGGCCCAGCAGGAGGAGGAAGAGGAGCCGGAGGGCCGCGGCAGCUCCGACGAGGAUACCUCGGACGAUGAUGACGACAAGAGCUGGGUGGCCGAGGUGCGCGAGCAGCGCCGCCUCCUGCAUUUCGAGAGGCGCCAGCUCCAGGACCAGCAGCGGCAGGACGGCCGGCGACAGGACCGAGACGCUGACCUCCGGUCCGGCGCCGCGGCUGCCCAGCAGGGCCUGUCCCAGAGGCAGACCCAGCCGCAGAGCCAGCCACGCUUCUACCAGAUCAAAGCUGGAGAAGAGUUCCGCAGCUUUGGCGACGUGGCGCGCAAGCAGAAACUCCAGAAGGCCACCCUGGAGGAGCGUCUGAGGUUGGAUGAGAGUUCGGGCAUGUCCAACCUUGCUGACUCGGCGGUCGGCAGCAAGCAGCUCACGUUCACACUUCAAAAGUCUGAGAAGCAGCGCUCCCAGCAGAAGGCGGAGAGGGACCACCACGAGGAGAGGAGGAAAGUGAGGCGAUCUGCAGGACACUUGCAGACAGGAGGCCGAGGCUGGGGUGGCGGUAGAGGCCGAGGAGGAGGAAGAGGCCGAGGAGGAGGAAGAGGCCGAGGCCGCGGUGGAGGCCGCGGAGGAGGCAGAGGCCGCUUCUGAUUUCCCUCACAGGCCACUGGGAAGCUCACCAGUGGAGGACUGCUUUUAUAAGGAAGAAACCCUGGUGGAAUGCAGGCGAAUGGUCAUCUUCACAUGACCAAAAGACUAUUUCAUAGUUUUUUUUUACAAAUCAUGAGGAGAACAUCAGAAGUAACACAACAAAAGUUUGUGUGUGUGUGUGUGUGUGUGUGUGUGUGUGUUUCAGAGAGAGAGAGAGAGAGAGAGAGAAAGAGAGAGAAUCCUGAAGUACACAGAGUGUAACCCACUACUCAGGUUGUGUCCUCAGAAGUGUAUCUGUCUGUGAAGCAGCCUUCAGCUUGUACUUUUCCUUUCCGAUGUCCUUCAGGGCAGACUAAACAGGAGAUUGUGUACUAUAUUGGAAUAUAAGCAUUUUUAAUCAAAAA